AUAACGACUAAUAAUCGAAAAACAAAUAAUAACCUCUACUUUAUUCAUUUCAAAUCUUCCGAUUUUCUAAAUUCGUCGAACACCCCCGCACGUUUAAACUAGCUUCACUGUUUUUCACCCUCCUCUUCUCUUCUUAAUCCACAAUUCUCAUCAUUCACAACUUUCAUUUCUGGCCGUCCGAUCAAAUUCAGCUCCAACUGAUCACCAUGCUGUCCCGCCGGAUUUUUCGGACCAGGCCGUGGAGCUCCGCCGGCUGGCGUGGCUUGGUGCACGAUCGCACCGCCGCGAAAAGUUCGCCGCCGGUGACUGGGACAGCUAGGCAGAGCUGGUUGUUCUCGGCACGAGAUUUUAAGUCAAUGCCGUCGUGUUCAGUUCAUAAGUUUUAUGAGGCGAAAAAUCCCUAUGGCAUACAGGGAUGUUCCUUUUCAUCUCAACCGAUGGUGGAAGUCCGAGUUGAUGGGAUAGUCGAGAUACCUUUAGCACAAACUGGGGAAGGUAUUGCUGAAUGUGAACUACUAAAGUGGUUUGUGCAACCGGGGGAUAAAAUUGACGAAUUUCAACCACUUUGUGAAGUUCAAAGUGACAAAGCUACAAUAGAAAUAACAAGUCGCUACAAAGGUGAAGUUUCUGAAAUACUUCAUGUUCCUGGUGACAUCGUAAAGGUUGGAGAAACGCUGUUGAAGUUGUUUGUUAGUGAAUUAUCUGUACCAGCUGAGGUUGGUGACACCAUGGAACCUGAUAAUGAUACAUGUACGUCAGAUAUUCAAGAGACUGCAAAGGGAGGAGUUCUAUCUACACCUGCUGUUCGUAACAUUGCAAAGAUGUAUAAUAUUAAUUUACAAGAUGUGUCUGGAACGGGUAAGGAUGGCAGGGUUCUAAAAGAAGAUGUCCUCAAAUAUGCUGCCAGCAAAGGACUUAUUGGGGACAUUCCAUCUCCCAUCACUGGUGAUCCAGUAAAACAAAAAUCGGAAAGAGAAGAUAUACACCAAGAUGAUUACGAAGAUAAGACAUAUCCUCUGAGGGGAUUCCAUCGUGCAAUGGUGAAGACAAUGACGGCGGCUGCCAAAAUUCCUCAUUUUUAUUUUGUUGAAGAAAUAAAUUGUGAUGCACUAGUGGACCUUAAAGCAUUUUUCCAAAAGCAUUCCGAUCCAGAUGUUAAGCAUACUUCUCUCCCAAUCUUGAUUAAGUCACUAUCAAUGGCACUGAAAAAGUAUCCCUUGUUAAAUAGUCGCUUUAGCGAGGAAUCAAACGAGGUCACGCUCCGAGGCUCCCACAAUAUUGGGAUUGCUAUGGCUACACCUUCGGGUUUAGUUGUACCAAACAUCAAAAAGGUUCAAUCGCUUUCCAUAUUGGAGAUUACAAAGGAACUUUCACGGCUACGAGAUUUGGCUAUGGCCAACAAGCUUAGCCAGGAUGAUAUAUCUGGUGGAACAAUAACUUUAAGCAAUAUUGGAUCGAUUGGUGGAAAGUUUGGUUCGCCUCUUAUCAAUGCGCCUGAAGUUGCAAUCAUUGCAAUAGGUCAACUCCAAAAACUUCCCCGUUAUGAUGAUAAGGGAAAUGUUUAUCCAGCAGCAGUCACGACAGUGAACAUUGCCGCUGAUCAUAGAGUUUUGGAUGGAGCAACUGUUGCAUAUUUCUGCAAGGAGUGGAAGUCAUUUAUAGAAAAACCCGAGCUCUACAUGUUGCAUAUGAGAUGAACAUGUUCUAGGGAGUGGCUAGAGCCGGUUAGGGCAAUUGUUGUUGCUUAAGUUCCAAAUAGAAAAAUAAUUGUAUUACUUUACCUUGUCAAAAUGUAAUACAACUUCAUCUUCUAAACUAAGUAUCCAAGUAAUAUCAGAACUUUUACCAAAA
Daucus carota subsp. sativus is the source of this 1851-nucleotide messenger RNA. Its product is annotated as lipoamide acyltransferase component of branched-chain alpha-keto acid dehydrogenase complex, mitochondrial. The coding region runs from base 207 to 1697 and encodes 496 amino acids. Gene Ontology annotation, molecular function: lipoic acid binding; acetyltransferase activity. Gene Ontology annotation, cellular component: mitochondrion; cytoplasm. NCBI's taxonomy places the organism in Eukaryota, Viridiplantae, Streptophyta, Magnoliopsida, Apiales, Apiaceae. The transcript has 8 exons. The record is from RefSeq and is a predicted model, not a curated record.